UGUUCAGUGGAUCCUCAGAGUGGGUGAAUGUAAAUGCGGCGGGCAGCAGCGCUGCUGGUCAACUCUACUCCACGGACUGUAGCCAGCAAAAGCAGAGGAGGACGGACGUUCGGCACGUAUCUCAGGGGUGUGAUUGAGGAGGGCUCAGGAUGGUCACUAUUCCGGAGUACUACACAGGAAAGAAUGUGCUUAUCACAGGGGCGACGGGCUUCAUGGGGAAAGUUCUGCUGGAGAAGCUGCUGCGCUCUUGCCCGGGGGUCAAAGCUGCGUAUGUCCUGGUCCGUCCAAAAGCAAGCCAGUCCCCCAGCGCCCGCAUCGCAGACAUGGUCAACUGCAGGCUCUUCGACAGAUUGAGAGAAGACCAGCCGGACUUUGCGGAGAAGAUUGUGGCAGUGGACAGUGACCUGACCCAGCCGGACCUGGACCUCAGCAAGAAAGAUGAGGACACUCUAACGGACUGCAUCAACAUAGUCUUCCACUGUGCUGCCACCGUCCGCUUCAACGAGCCCCUUAAGGACGCCAUGCAGCUGAACGUGCUGGCCACGCAGAAGAUGGUGAGUCUGGCCCACAGGAUGAAGCAUUUGGAGGUGUUCAUCCACGUCUCCACGGCUUACGCCCACUGCGACCGUGAGCUGAUCGAGGAGGUGGUUUACCCACCGCCUGUAGACUACAGGAAGCUCAUAGACACACUAGAGUGGAUGGACGAUAAGCUGGUUAGUUUGAUGACCCCUAAAUUGAUCGGGGAGCGACCCAACACAUACACAUAUACCAAAGCCCUGGCGGAGUACCUGGUGCAGCAGGAGUGUGGCAACCUCAACAUGGCCAUCAUCCGACCUUCAAUAGUGGGCGCCAGCUGGAAGGAACCCUUCCCUGGCUGGAUAGACAACUUCAAUGGACCUAGUGGAAUAUUUAUUGCUGCAGGGAAGGGCAUCUUGCGUACCAUGAGGGCAUCCAACAGUGCUAUCGCUGACCUUGUGCCAGUAGAUGUGGUCAUAAACACAACUCUGGCUGCCGCUUGGUACUCUGGCUCCCAGAGACACACUAGGCCAAAAAGCAUGUUGGUGUACAACUGCACGACGGGCGCAAUCAAUCCUUUUCACUGGGGUGAAGUCGAGUACCAUGUUAUAUCCACUUUCAAGAGGAACCCCCUCGAGCAGGCUUUCAGACGGCCCAAUGUAAAUCUCACAUCCAAUCACCUAAUCAAUCAGUACUGGAUUGCUGUGAGCCACAAGGCGCCAGCAUUCCUCUAUGAUCUGUGCCUCAGGAUAACGGGACGGGAGCCCAGGAUGAUGAAGACGAUCACGCGGCUCCACAAGGCCAUGAUGGUGCUGGAGUACUUCACCAGCCACUCGUGGGUUUGGAACACGGACAACGUCACCAUGCUUCUAAACCAGCUGGGACCCGAGGACAGGAAGGUGUUCAACUUCGACGUCAGACAGUUGCACUGGGCUGAAUAUAUGGAGAACUACUGCAUGGGCACGAAGAAGUAUGUGCUGAACGAGGAGUUAUCAGGCCUUCCAGCGGCACGUAAACAUCUCAACAAGUUGCGGAACAUCCGCUACACGUUCAACACGGUCCUGGUGAUCCUGAUCUGGCGCAUCUUCAUCGCCCGCUCUCAGAUGGCCCGCAACAUCUGGUACUUCGUGGUCAGCCUGUGCUUCAAGUUCCUCUCCUACUUCAGGGCCUCCAGCACCUUGAGAUACUGAAUCUCUCCCUUUAUUCCUUAUCUCCUUCCCUCAUUCCCCCUCUCUCCUUCUCUCUUUCCUACAAUAGCUAUGCAUAUGCUACAGCUCUGCAAAGCUCUGGACUCCAGAGCGCCCCCGCCAGGCCUCCAGGUGAAGUGCAAGCCGUCUCUUGGCUCCGCCUUUGCUUUGGCUGGGGGGGCCGCUGCACCCGACUGCUUUGUAGAAAGCAUGAAGCAUCAGGGCUUGAGGCGUGUGAGGCUCUUUGGGCUGGAACAUUCUCCCCAAGCCUGUCCGAGCACUUACCUGUACCCACGGCACCUCCUGACCGCGGGGGGGGCGGCCGGUUGUUCUCCAUGGUCACGGUUUACAGUCGUUCCCAUCCUUACUCCGUCAAGCACAAGGUGGGAGAUUAGGGAUGUGAUGGCUUGUUCACUGCUUUGUGCCUAAAAAAAUUGAAUAACUACACCUGGAUCAUGAAAGAUGUAGUCGUGCUCUUCAUUAGAUGACCUUUCCCAGUACAACAGCCAUCCUUCUUCUCUUUUACUUUCCUUCAUUUUCUUUUUCUGUCUUUCUCCUAGUUAUUUACCACUAAGAUCGAUUUUAAAAGCAGGUCUAAUAAUGGUAUUGUUGUGCUAACAGUUAUUGGGUUCUGUAGGUUGAGUUGUCUUGAGCCUUUUCACGUUACGAUUUGAUUAACACACUAACUUUGUCAGAGGUGCUUUGCUUUGUCACUUAUGAUCUAGUUGAUGUGGUUGAGGAUGAAAAUGUGUGAAUGAGAUUCUCGUCUGGAGGUCAUGAGUUUUUUUUUUUUUGGUGGACUCUCUCAGUUGCUCUUGAGGAAUAGCAGCCUAUGAGAGUUUGGGGUUUUCUUGUUCUCUCUAAAGUCUGUUCUGUUGCCUUUUUUAAAAUUAAUCGCCUUUUCUUGCUCUAACUUAUUGUUUCGUACUUUGGUCAUGUAAAUAAGUGGUAAUUAGUUGGUCCUUUUCGCUUUUCGUUUCCUUUCUGCUCAAGCGGACGUUUUCUUCCAGGUCCCAUAGCUGUGAAUGAGAACUGUGACUCUGGUCACUUCACAAAAAAAAAUGUGAACACUCUGCAACAGAUACAGGCUGAAUCCAUAUCAUAGGAGCAUUCAGACCAGUCAUUUAUCCAUAAUAAGGCCACGUUUGUGAACUGUGCCUGAAUGUUGAUAACAUUUUUGGAAGGGGAAAAAAAAAAGCAAUUCUGUUUUUUCUAAUCCAUUUGUGUACAACAUAACAGAAAAGUAACACUGCUGUUUCAUUACAGAGCAUUUUCAUGCUUUAAUAAAUAUAGAGAGGCUAUUUAUUUAUGAAGGAAAUAGACUUUAGGAGAUAUACUGUAUAAUGUAUUUUAUUCUCCUACGGUCACAUGCGCAUCGUGUUACUGUUAUUUCUACUGUGCUCAUGUUUCUCUGAAUGUACGUCUGUUACACCAGCCUAGACAGCGUAAAAUCAUACCUAGAAGUGCUAAUGAUGGGUGUAGUUUACCAUCUAGUGAAGUGAUGGAGCAGCCUGUCCUCUCUAAUAACACAGUGUCAGUGCUGAUAUCGAUAUUACUGCUUCUUCUGGAAUGUCUUUUAAAACAUGGGAGAUGGGGAAAAGAGUGGUACAGUGCUAAUAAGCUUGACUGUUCUGGGUAUUCAGGGUUUCUAAAGGGGAAUUCCGCCCAAAUGCAGAUUUUUUAAAUGUGUGCAGGUAUUCAUAACUAUUUUUAAUACAAAAACAGUGGUGACUGAAGCCUAUGCAGGAAAACCCAACUAAUACCAAAGCUACAUUUGCAGGGGCCCUGCUGUACAUUACAAAUAUUAAAAUGCACAAAAAUACUUAAUGCAAAAAUGCAUUAAUAAAAAAAGAGAACAACAAAAAUCAGGCCUACAAAUGUACUGAAGCAGUGGAUUGAGGAAAUUUGAGGGUGGAGGGCAUCAUAUGGUGCAAUGUGGUCACUCAGUGUCAUUUAAAUACACCAGAACAGGCAAAAAAUUUAGAAGGACUUCAAAAAUUUUUGAAAAUCAUUUCUAAUAUGUAUCAGGAUGAAGUGCUAUUGGUGGGAAGGGUUACAUCACAGGAGCAAGAAGCCAAUGCAUUUGAAUUAAGGCAAAUAAAUGUAAAUGUCUAAGCAUCAGCAGAGAUAUAAGGAGAAUAUUAAAGCUUCAAGCAGCAAUGCAUGUCUGUAAAUGUUACCAGAACUUUCUUUAUACGAUUUAUGUCCACAAGUAUUCAGACAGCCCUUGUAAUUAGUAACUUAAGCUACUUUAAAGGAGAUUCUAUUGAUUUUUCAAAGUCUCCAGAAUUCAGUCACUGAGAUGUAAAGUCAUUCAGAGUGGUUUAAAGUGAAAUGGUACACAGUAGUGAUUCCAGUGGUGGUGAUAGGAACCAGGGGUCACAAUGUCUACAACACAAAUACAGCCAUUUUAUUUACUAUAAAAAAAUCACCAGUGAACUUACGUGUCUUCUGAUUGUAUAUGUAAUGCAGAUGGUGGAUAAAUAGUGAUAAAUCUGAAAAAAAAAAAAUAAAGGUUUUGUUUGGGCACUGAUUUGCCUUACAAUGGUCUGCAUUUAUCCACUGUGAAUGUAUGUUUUUACUGACAUAAAACAAUGUCUUACAUGCAUUCGUGAUCAUUUCAUGUAAUAACUUACUGUGAGGAAGCUUUUAGGAGCAUUAAACUCCUCAGAUAUCUGGUUCCUAUCACCACCACUGUGAACAGUUCUGUGAAAGCUUUUCUCAAACAGCGUUUUACAUCAGACCAUUCUGAGUGACUUGGUUUGCACUGUUAUUAAUUUAAUUAUGCGUGAAUUUUGAGUUCACCCUUUAAGACGCACCCAUUGCUGACACAAAGCGCACAGCUUGUAUAAUCUCCACAGAAAGACACUGACCACUGGAAUGCGACGCUCUGGAUCAGCCUUAAUGCCAGGCGUCGACUAGAGGGUAAAGCCCCCCAGCACGGGGCUGUGAAGUAGUGGAACUUUGGAGUGAUGGAGCUCCAUUCGAUACCUUUGGGAUUGGUUGGUGAUCCAGAACAUCAGUAACCUGACCUCACUCACGCUUUUGUGGCUGAAUGACCUGAAUGACAAACCUCCUAUUAGUACUACUACAGAACCACUGGAUUAGCAGGUAGCUACAAACUUUUGGAUGUAUAUUGUGCCUUUCCAUGUCAAGCCUCACUCACUCCUGUACAGAAAACUGUUUCAUUCUGAAUUUUGUUUUCCUUGGCUAAAUAUUCACAUGCCAGCUUGUCAGUUCAGAAAGCCAUAUAUUUGGGAUCAUUCGCAAGACUAUUCUUGUACCAUCAAUUAAUGAGGCCGCCUCAUUCCUAUAUAAUCAGUACAGGUCUAAAUAUAGAUCUGUAUGUGAGGUCGUUUCUAAAACCCACCACAUUUUAUUCUGUUGAAAUAAUAAUUUAAAAAAAUCUACUUUUGGGUGAAAUUCCUCUUAUGUAACAAAUGAUAGAAGUUUUUUGUGCUUCUUCUAAACUCAUUCCAUUUGUACGCUUCCUUUGACACACUGUUGAAUGUUGCUUUGGGGUCAUGAUGUCACUGACCAUGUCCUCACUUCAAAGGGCAUUUCACAGCUGCGAUUAUUCCCAGGGUUUUUGUCCUACUGCUAUAGCAGGUGUGAUCUGAUGCUGAGGCCUUGACAAAGCCAAUAGAGUCAUUGUCCUUUUUGCUGUUUGUCUGCCUUAUCUGGAUGUUAUCUGGUUCCCCUGAAAUUAAUAUCACCGUCGUAAAUGAAUCGUGUUCCCAAAAACGAUCCAAUGAGUAAGUUUCUUAACAAUUUACUGCAAGUCUUUGUCAGGCCGUAGGAGGUUUUUGUGGAGGAUGUUUAUUGCCACAGUCAAUGUCAAUAGGAAAAUCAAUGGGUGCCUUGUGGUUGUAAACCAAAAAAAAAGGAAUAAACUAUGUGAAAUUAA
Molecule: messenger RNA, 5610 nt
Organism: Colossoma macropomum (tambaqui)
Lineage: Eukaryota; Metazoa; Chordata; Actinopteri; Characiformes; Serrasalmidae
Gene: far1
Product: fatty acyl CoA reductase 1
Exons: 12
Coding region: 150-1706 (518 amino acids)
Biological process (GO): long-chain fatty-acyl-CoA metabolic process
Cellular component (GO): peroxisome
Molecular function (GO): alcohol-forming very long-chain fatty acyl-CoA reductase (NADP+) activity
Source: RefSeq, a predicted model, not a curated record